This is a messenger RNA of Nematocida parisii ERTm1, 2862 nucleotides long. RefSeq names its product alanyl-tRNA synthetase. The coding region runs from base 1 to 2844 and encodes 947 amino acids. Gene Ontology annotation, molecular function: ATP binding; alanine-tRNA ligase activity; aminoacyl-tRNA deacylase activity. The transcript has a single exon. Gene Ontology annotation, cellular component: mitochondrion; cytoplasm. Gene Ontology annotation, biological process: alanyl-tRNA aminoacylation; tRNA modification. The record is from RefSeq and is a predicted model, not a curated record. Lineage: Eukaryota; Fungi; Microsporidia.
AUGUGGACUGCAGCUAGGCUAAGAAGUGCAUUUAUUGAGUAUUUUGAGAAGGAGGGGCAUACGCACUGGAGAUCUUCAUCAGUGAGCCCAGAUGACCCGACACUUCUGUUCACGAACAGUGGGAUGGUCCAGUUUAAGAAGAAGUUCUUAGACCUGGCCAUUACUGGCACGCCGUAUGGAGAGCUAAGAAGAGCGUGCAACUACCAAAAGUGUAUUAGAGCAGGUGGUAAGCAUAAUGAUUUAGAUGAUGUAGGGAAGGACACGUACCACCACACAUUCUUUGAAAUGCUUGGGAAUUGGAGUUUUGGAGACUACUUCAAGAAAGAAGCCAUUCAUUUCGGGUGGGUAUUCCUGACUGAAGUGCUUAGACUGGACAAGGAUAGAAUAUAUGUGAGCUACUUCCACGGGGACCCAUCACAGAACUUACCGUGUGAUACGGAGACACAGAAUCUGUGGAGGCAGUACUUGCCAGACUCAAGGAUACUUGGAUUUGGUGCUAAAGAGAACUUCUGGGAGAUGGGUCCUGUCGGACCGUGUGGACCGUGCUCAGAGAUUCAUUACGACCGAGUCGGUGGACGGGAUGCAUCCGGGAUAGUUAAUCAAGAUGAUCCAGACGUGCUUGAAAUAUGGAAUAUUGUAUUCAUUCAGUACAACAGAGAGGAGACCGGACUGGCAGCACUCCCAAAGAAGCACAUUGAUACGGGCAUGGGAUUAGAGCGUGUACUAAGCAUACUACAGGGAGAGAAGAGUAAUUACAACACGGAUUUAUUCAUGCCUCUGUUCAGGACAAUUCAGAGAGUGCUGGGUGUAGAGGAGUACACCGGCAUACUCACGGAUAAGAAAGAUAUUGCGUACAGAGUGAUUGCUGACCACAGUAGGACAUUAACUGUAUCACUAAUGGAUAAUGUCAUGCCAAGUAAUGAUGGGAAGGGGUACACCAUCAGGAAAAUACUCAGAAGAGCACUUGGGUUCCAGUACUUGCACUUGAAGAAGUCUCCUGGGCUACUGCCCCUUCUUGUAGAGCAAGUCUUCAAUGAGUUCAGCCAGAUAUAUCAGACAGAGCAGCCGCUUGAUGCGAUCGUACAGGUUGUGAGGGAAGAAGAGGCACAGUUCACAAAAACCCUUGGGAAAGGAUUAUCAAUCCUCAUGGAAAUGCUUGCAGAUGCAAAGAAAGCAGGCGGGAGAAGGAUCCUUCCAGGGAGUUCUGCAUUUGUGCUUUAUGACAGGUACGGGUUCCCUAUUGACUUAACCAUGGCCGUAGCAGAACAAGAAGGAGUGGCCGUGGAUAGUGCCGGGUUUAAAGAAGCCCAGGCAGCAGCUAAAGCCCUGUCAAAGAAUAACCAGAAGACCAGUGAAGGUUUACACCUGACAGUGCACGACCUCGAUGCACUUGACAGAAACCAGAACAAACAGCCGACUGUGGAUAAGUACAAGUACAGUAACGAGCCAAUACUUGCCAGUGCAGUGGCGAUUAAGCACUCAGGAGAGAUAAUCGACUUUACAGUGCAGUCAGUGCACACGCAUAAAUCAGAAGAUGUAUGCGGUAUAAUCCUUGACCAGACAUCUUUCUACAGUGAGUCCGGUGGACAAGAAGGCGAUAAAGGCACCAUCCUGUUCACUGAACCCACAGACUCAGACAGUGCCGAUAUAAUCAAGAAACUCUCACAGCUAAGCAUACGCACAGCACACACUCAGAAAGGAGCGGGCGUACACGGCGUAUUCACUGUCCAGGACACUAAGAAAUACGGGAGGUACGUCAUGCACAUGGGCAGGCUUGAAGGGUCUACCACACAGAAUGCCGUGUGCAUGGUAGACACGGAGAGAAGGGAAAGACUCGCACGUGCACACACUGCGACACACCUUCUGAACUACGCACUGUCCCAAGUACUGCGUAAGACGGGUGCUGAUGAAAUAAAGCAGUGCGGCAGUUUAGUCAGUGAAGAUUUACUCCGAUUCGAUUUUCACUACGGCAGUCCCCUCACCAAAGCAGAAGUAUCUGCCGUGGAGGGCAUAAUCAAUGAAAUAGUAGAAGGGAAAGAGGGCGUAUCCGUUGAGUUCAUGCCGUAUGCUGAAGCAAUUAAAAUCAAAGGCAUCCGGCACAUGAAAGAUGAAGAGUACCCAGAAACCGUGCGUGUAGUGAGUGUACGCAAUACGUCCAGUAAGUCCACCAGAACCAGCACGCCAAUUACAUCAGCUGAACUCUGUGGGGGUACGCACGUAAUAAACACGGGAGAUAUACGGAGAGUGCGUAUAAUAGGCGAAUCAAGCAUAUCCAGAGGAGUCAGAAGGAUCAGUGCCCUGUGCUCUGAGAAAGCAAUUUCAGCAGAGAGUACAGCGAAUAAGAUCCGAUCAACAAGGAUAACCCCAGAAUCAGCCCAGGGGAUAAGGGAAGCCGUGGAUGAAGCAGUAAUCCCGUUAAUUGAAUCAAGCCAAAUACGCGAUGCCCUAGAAGACUUCCAGAAACAGCAAAUAAAAGACAGGAAGAAACACUUUGACAGUGAAUGCGCCCUGUUAAGGGAGUCCUUAAAGGACACCUCCGAUCCCGUGCUUUUCGUAUGCAAGCCCUUUGAAGGGACACCCGUCCAGCAAGUGAAUAAACUCGUGGCAGGAAUGGUCCAAGUACUUGAAAAACAGGCCAGGGAAGGGGUAAUCCUAUACGCAGCACAGGAUGAGACUGUCAUAAACGGGUCCUUACACGAGGGCGUGGAACGAGUUAAGUCCGCAUUCAGUAACUGCCCCAUAAACAAAAUGAAAAUUGGUGGAAAGUCUCCCCGUGUGAUGGGCGUACUCACAGCCGAUUUAAGCCUGGUUGAAUCUACGAUUAAAUCCCUGAUUUUUAAAUAAAUUUAUAAAGUCUCCCCA